Messenger RNA from Wasmannia auropunctata (little fire ant), 993 nucleotides. RefSeq names its product putative nuclease HARBI1. NCBI's taxonomy places the organism in Eukaryota, Metazoa, Arthropoda, Insecta, Hymenoptera, Formicidae. The record is from RefSeq and is a predicted model, not a curated record. The coding region runs from base 45 to 797 and encodes 250 amino acids. The transcript has a single exon.
CUGCAAAUAUAACAGUAAUAAGAAGUGUAGCAGACCGUUUUGAUAUGCCAAUCGCUACGGUGCAUCUUAUUAUUAAAAGAGUUACAAAUUUCUUAGUAGAUUUGACUCCUACAGUAAUUAGAUUUCCUGCAACGGAUCAAGAACGUGAAGAUAACGCUCAAGAAUUUCGACAAAUAUGUGGAAUUGAUGGAAUUGUGGGAUGUAUAGAUGGCACGUAUAUUCCGAUUAGAACACCUGCGAAAAAAAUUCGUCAUACUUAUGUAAAUAGACACGACGAAACUGCACUUACUUUGCAAGGCAUAUGUGAUGCGCAAAAAAGAUUUAUAGAUUGUUUUACUGGAGUUUCUGGUAAACUGCAUGAUGCUCGUGUGUAUGAUAUAUCUUUUGUUCAAGAAAAAGUGUCCGCAAUGGGUGAUUAUUAUCACAUUAUUGGAGAUUUAGCUUAUCCAAUAUCUAUAAAUCUUUUGACACCAUACAAUGGACAAGUGACACCAGUGCAAGCUAAUUUUAAUAAACAUUUUUGUAGAGCACGAAUUAAAAUUGAAAACGCGUUUGGAUUAUUGAAGAACAGAUUCCGACAAUUGACAAGACUCGAUAUGUGGUCUGUAAUGUUAAUGGCUAAAUUCAUUAUAGCUUGCUGCGUAUUACAUAAUUUAUGUAUAAAUGAAAAUGAUACGCUCGACUACUUAGACUAUGAAGAACUUCCAUUUCCAACUCAGCAAUGUGUUUACAGUAAUAAUAGAAUAAGAAUGUUAGGACAGUUAAAACGUGAUCGCAUAGCGCUUGAUUUGAUUUAAAAUUUUAUUUAUGGACCUAUAAAUAAAAUGUUAUAUUGAUAUAAAUUUUAUUAAAUAUAUUUUUAAUUGAUACAUAUUUAUAUAAACAUAAAAUUAAACAUAAAGCAGUCUUGAUAGUAUCUUUUGUAUGACUAAAAUAUUUUUUUAACUAAAAACUACAUUUAUGAAAUAAUACAUUAAUAUCACAUUGUUUGAU